Messenger RNA from Capsicum annuum, 2847 nucleotides. RefSeq lists its product as uncharacterized. The transcript is spliced from 7 exons. The record is from RefSeq and is a predicted model, not a curated record. Bases 354 to 2336 code for a protein of 660 amino acids. Lineage: Eukaryota; Viridiplantae; Streptophyta; Magnoliopsida; Solanales; Solanaceae. Gene Ontology annotation, molecular function: microtubule binding.
CGUUAAAGGGCACAUUGGUUUAAUCACAUGCAAAGAAAAGACCAAUUCAUUAAUGGAAAGAAAUCAAAUGCAAAUCAUAGGAUUUAGUUAAUUGAUUCUGCUUAAUUAUAUUGAAAGUCAUUUACAAAUCCUAAUCUCUCAUUUCUCCAAACUUAAAAUUUUGUCCUCUUUGUUUCCCGCCUUGUGUUUGGUAUGUCUUUCUAAUUUGAAUUAAUCCAUAUAGGUGGAUCCGAAACCUCUAGUUAAGAGUUGAAUUCCUGAAAACUUGAACCGUGAACGCUGGCCCUGAGCCCCGAACCCCAUGGUAUCCUAUCUUUAAAUUUUUGCCAUUUCAUACUUAUUUUUGUGAAGUUAUGGAAAUGGAAUGUCAUGGAGAAAAGAAUAAGAGAAGCUUUAGUUAUAAUAUUGGAGAUCAAAAGCUUCGGCUAAUUGAUAUCUCCUCAGAAGAAGAUUGUCUAAUUGAUUCUCCUUUGUUUGAUUCACUUGAAGAUCUUCGCCUUUCAGUAACAUGGGACAAUAUAAAUGAGAAUGGUCAGAGUUCAAAUUUAUCAAGAACUGCCGCAAAGAAAGAUAAAUCAACCCAAGUGAACCAGCAGAAUGAGCUAAAGCAUUUGUCUGCUGCAUCUAUUCAGCCAGGAAGACCGAGUUACUUGUGCAAAAGUUCAGCUUGGGAUAAUGCCUUCUUCACUAGUGCAGGUCUUCUCGAUCCAUAUGAACUAUCAUCGAUGAACAAAGAGCUUGACACAUUAGAGGAUCAUCCCUUGCCUUUCAUCCUAGAAGAUGUACAUGCUCGGAGGCCAGUCCUACCGUCUAUUUCAACUAUCGGGACUGGCUCUAGAGACAUGAUCGACCAUGGUCUAGUUUCCAAAAGGAAAAACAUCAACGAUGCCAGAGCAGAUAGAAGUAAAACACAGAAACCUAGUAAAAGAACAGAGUGUGAUUCACUAGAACUCAAGCUUCCAAAGGUGCCACGAGCAAGCAAAAGUGCUUCAACUUGGCAAAGCAAACUAUUAUCACCACACACGUACUCUGUGGAUAUUGGAUGCAGGAAGAGAACUGGACCUGGACGAGAUUUAAUGGUGACAAAUUCUACUGCUCACUCUUCAAUCACCUCUUGUCCUUUGUAUGCGACAUCUGCUUAUUCUAGGAAACGAGGAGAAACCGGAAAGACUAAACUCUCUGCCUCUGAUUCGAGAUCAAAGACUCUCAUAAGAUCAUCAGCAAAGAGUAAAAAGUUUGAAAGUCUUAGUUCCUCAAUGCAAAUUCAUCAUUCCUCUAAUAAAUCACCUACUAGUACUACAAAUGCAUGGUCCUUGGAAUCAUCAUCUUCAACUUCUAGCACCAAUCAAGCUCAUAAUGAUUCAAAUCGUUGCCUUAAUAUGACAUUUGGACCAACUCGGAACUUAUGGUCUCCAAGUCAGCUUACACGACCUGUUGCUUCAGUGCCAAGGGAGAAUUCCCAACCAUCCGGUCUUUGUAUGCCAUCUCCAAAAUUUGGCUUCUUCGAUGAGGAUAUGUCAGUGGUGAGAACUUUCGAUGGAAAUUCUAGUCAAUCACAGAAGCCAGGAAUAUCAGCAUGUAUAGAUGAUAAAGGCAAAAAUGCUGAAGCAUCAACUAAAGUUAAACGAGCUAGAAGUCCGCUAUGCACCGUCAAUGUAUCCCGAGAUUCGAUGAAAACAAGACUAAUUCCAAGUUCAAGAAUCAAUCCCCGAUAUGCUGCAUCGUUACACAAGGAAAAAACUGCUUCUUAUGGAGCAUCUGAUACGCGAAAAGAUGGCUUUGAUGUACAGUCUAAGUAUCUGACAGAUAAAUCUAUAGAAAUUGACAGAAAAGUUUGCUCAAAGUUGAGAAAAGUUGGUGCCGGAGAACAUGACAGAAAAAAGGUUGGACUAGUCAAUGGGAUAGUAAAGACCAAGGUAGAAAGAGAGAAGAUGGCCACGAAAGACGACAAGGGGAUCAGCACUGGAACAACAAUCAUUACACCUCGAUCUCAAGCAAGUCGAGGUCGGUUGUAUGAAUCCUCACAGUCCAUGUCACUCCAUUUUACACUUCAGUCUCAAGCAAGUCGAGGUCGGUUGUAUGAAUCCUCACAGUCCAUGUCACUCCGUUUAACCCCGUCUCGGAACAAGGGGACUACAAGCACUUCAAAAUCAAGAAAACAGGAAAACGAAGUUAAUGAUUUGAGUAGAUACUUGGAGCUCAUUGAUUUGAAUGAUGGAACAAAAACACAGCUUAAACAGAGAAAGAGUUUUUCUCGUAUGAGAACUCCAUUGGUUGAGAAAAAAUCUGUUUGCAACAGAAGUGCAACUCUCAUGGGAUCAGAUAUGGUUAAGUAGUCAUCUUUGCUUUCUUCAAAAGGAAUAGACAAAGAGAACAAUUGAGCAUUAUGCAAAUCUAUGUUGCUUGGACUCUUCAAAAAUGUUGCAGGCCCCGUGUUGGAUCAUCCAAAAAUGCACUACUUUUAGAGGACCCGACACGCAUCCAACGACAUUUUUGAAGCGUCUAAGCAACAUAAAUGUAAAUUAUUGAUGGAUGCUUAUGUUGUCUGCCAGAUUUUUAGUCCUUUUAAGUUUUUGAUAGGCAUCAUUUUGUUCUAAUGCAGACUCCUUAAACUCUUUGCAAAUGUUUGAAAGCAGACACACUUGCUUUUGUCACUAGCAUGAGUUGGCCAUUGAUCAACCAAAUGGGGCAAUUGCCAUUCAUUUCUAUAGUUAAUCAUAAAUGUCAAAAGCCACAUAGGAAGUACUUUUGCAAAAUCAUAAUUAAAGAAAAUGGUUUGAUUUUUCAACUAAUAGUGAAGUUUAAUUUCUAUACACAAAAAGGUUCCUAUCUUUCUUGAUUGAGACU